CAGAAACAGAAUUAGUUCUUGGGUUGUCAAACCUUUGGCCAUGGCUCCCGGUGACAUGGAGGAGCUGACAGGCAGCAUGUUCGAGGAUGCUCGGACACUGUCUCAGAUGAAGCGAAGUCGCAUUGACCUCAACCGCAGGUACGUCUUCCUGUGCCCCACGGCCUUGAGCAAACACUUCGAGGCUUUGCCCUUGCCGGCCAAAGAGGCGGCGCUGCUGGUGUUCAGAUGCAAUCGCAACUUUGUCUUCAAAGACCCCCCUGCAGUGCGAAAGUCUCGGCUGCAGGCGAAGGUGGAGUGCGGGAACUCGGCGAAGCACACCGCCCCGGCGAAGCCGGGCCUAGCGGCGCUGUACAAGUCGGAGUUUUCCGAUGAGUUUCUGCAGUGGGUGCUGAGCAAAGAGAAGGAGGGAUGCGUCUUCUGGUUCAAGCCAGAGCGCGACCUGGAGAAGCUGUCGUCCUUCUUCGAGGAGAAGAUCGACCCCAUGGACGAGAUGCCGUACAGGCCUUUGCUGCUCGACGCCAUGUGGUGGCGCAUCCGCUUCGACCGCACCAGUGCGAGGUAUGUCGGCAAUCCCCGCGGGAUCUUGGGUGCCAUCGCGGCGUUCCACAUGUCCAGCCGUCAGGAGCGGGACAUCGACCUCCCCUCCCUGCAGGAGCUGAUCUUUCAGAGCAACCCCACGCUGGAGCCGGUGGUCAAGUGGCCACAUGCUCCUUCCAUGCGCUUUUUGCCCAGCAAAGUGGAUGACAUGGAGUACAAGGGCUACAUCGAGAGCAACCCCAGGCGGCCCGGCCUCAAGGGCGAGUCGGUGCUGGAGCGGAUCCAGCGGUGGCCAGAUCGGCCUCGGGCACGAUUAGACAACCUACACCACCACUGGCAGGUGCAGGAGUUGUCCAGAAGCCGGUUGCUGACCAUCGGAUCCUCGGUGAUCGGAUCGGGGUCGGUGACGGCAAGAUGAAAGUUCAUGCAGUUUCCAGCGUCUGCUGCCUGGGCCAGAGACGCUGAAGGAGUUUGCAUUUAGAACGCCAGACACAUGCAACCUCCAGGUUGCCUUUAUAGGCUUCCCUAUAUGUCCGCGGUUU
Molecule: messenger RNA, 1079 nt
Organism: Effrenium voratum
Lineage: Eukaryota; Dinophyceae; Suessiales; Symbiodiniaceae
Source: the annotation of a GenBank genome assembly